AGGGAAUUGUUGCGAUCACGGAGAAGCGAUGAAUAGCCGGGCUUCGCAGAACCGGCUAACUGGUUCCGCUCUUCGAUCACCGAUUUCGUCUCUCUCACUCGCGAUGUUCGCGACCAUGGCUGCGAUCUACGUCGCCGGCUAUGGAUGGACGCAGAGAGCAGGGUUUACUUGAUUAAAGAGCUUGAUAGGAGGACUGGCCAGGGGAAGUCUGCCAUAUCUGUUGAUGACACAUUGAAAAUCAUAGCCUGUAGGGAACAAAAGAAGAAGUUAACAGCCCUUGAGAUGGAGCUGGGUGAAGCUAAGCAGGAAGGUUUGGUUCCAAAGCGCCUCUCAAAUAACAUUGGGACUCCUUCUAAGAAAAAGAAUCUCAUUGUCAUAGGAAUCAUUACGACUUUUGGUCACAAGAAAAACAGAGAUGCAAUUCGUAGGGCAUGGAUGCCAGCAGGUUCAAAUUUAAAGAAAUUGGAGGAUCAAAAGGGCAUUGUCAUACGAUUUGUAAUAGGAAGAAGUGCGAAUCGCGGAGACAGCUCAGACAGGGACAUCGAAAUUGAAAAUAAGGAGACCAAUGACUUCAUUGUUCUUGAUGAUCAUGUGGAGGCACCUAGGGAGCAUCCAAAGAAGAUAAAAUUAUUCUUCAGUUAUGCAGUGGAGAAGUGGGAUGCUGAGUUCUACACAAAGGUCAAUGAUAAUGUCUAUGUUAAUAUUGAUGCCUUGGGGGCAACACUCACUCCUCAUUUGGACAAACCUCGUGUUUAUAUCGGAUGCAUGAAAUCAGGCGAAGUUUUCUCUGAGCCGUCUCACAAAUGGUAUGAACCAGACUGGUGGAAAUUUGGUGACAAAAAAACAUACUUUCGUCACGCUUCGGGUGAGAUAUAUGCCAUUUCACAAGCUCUAGCCCAGUUUAUUUCAAUAAACAGGUCAAUUCUUCGAACAUUUGCCCACGAUGAUGUUAGUGCUGGGUCAUGGUUUAUAGGACUUGAUGCGAUGCAUAUAGAUGAAAGCAAGUUUUGCUGCUCCUCUUGGUCAUCCGGUUUCUCUCUCUCUCUCUCUCUCUCACACACACACUCACACACACACACAACAAAAAAAAAUGGGAUUUUUACUGGAACAGGGGAAUAUGCAUGUUGUUGGUUGAAUCCAUGAAUUGUUGAGACACAUGCGACAACUUAGUUGGCAUAUUGAAAGGGGUUUACCUAUAUUGCCACCACAGGGCUGCAGUGUUCCUCUCCAAGGGACCUUGCUUUUCUGGAACUUGCAACAGUUCCCAUUUUCUAAACUCCAUGUCAGUGGCUAUAAUCCUUGGGCUCUUCUUUGGAAAAACUUUAGAAGACGUCAUAAUUUAGAUGGAAGUCUGUUUCCUUGAUCUUGGAUCACUCAGUUAUCAGUUUCUGGGAUUAUAUACCUGGGCAGUGUGUGUGUCAGAUGUCACAUUACAAUAUGCUUCUAAAAAAUAAUUGUGUUUUGACCACAUCAGUAGUUUCUUGAAAACAAGUCUACGUUCCUUUUCAUCUUUAAGAAGCAUAAGUUGCAUAACUAAUUUAAAAACCAGGGAUGAAGAUCAGACAAAGAUGAUGCUGUUUCUUUGUGAGAAUGAAUACAUCAUCUUCCCAGUCCCUUAUUUAGGUUCCUUAUGAAAUAAAGAAGAAGCUCAUAAAUUGUUAUAAAAAAAAAAUAGAAGCAGCUCAUAAAUAGCUUAUUUGUGGACUGUUAGAUCUUCUAUAUGGAGAAUUAUAUCUUUUUUCAUCUCACAUUAUUAUUAUUAUUUUUAUUUUUCACAAAUUCUGUUGAAUGAAUUAGGUCAUUCGCUUAUUAUUAUCUGGAUACUAAUGGAAAGGGAGAAACAGUGUAUGCUUCUGACAGAAUGGCAUAUAGAACCAUCAGUCUUAUAAAAGAAAGGAAAAGAUAGGAAAAUCUUGAAGAGAGAGAACAUUGAGUUUAUUCAUAUGUUUAAAAAAAAAAGUGUUGGAUUCUUUAAUUAUUCAUAUGUACCUAAUUGGCGGAAAAAAUUAAUAGAAUUACUUUUUAAAGAAAGAAGUGAAUUUUAAUCUUUUUAAAAGCUUCAAAUAUGUAACUUUUAAGAGCUCAAACUCUAUUCAAUGUGUUUAUUGGGAGAAAGUGGGUUUGGGGGGAAACUUAUGCUGAGCACUUCGAAAUAGCAUGAAGACUGUUUUCUUCCUUUUAUUGGUAUUUUGCUAUUUCAGCAUUAUACAUGUUUCUUAGAUUGGAUUGAAGAGAUUCAAUAUUAGGGAGGCCAUUUUUUUUCAUAGAGACAGAAACUUGACAGAAAAGUUAAGAAUUUAAGACUACAUUUAGCUGAAUCGGGGAAUUUGAAAAUUGAAAAUUGCAUACAAAUAAAUUUGAAUUAAAUAUUGUUGCAAACGAAGCACAUAUUCACAAUCAUAAGGUAAUUCAACUAACCUAUAUUCCACUCGUCUGGAGACACAGAAGUUGAGCUUUCCUGGUGGCUGAAGAUAGUGAUCACCAUUAGAUUUCUCCAACAGUGGGUACAUUAUCAGAUCAUUCAUGCCCAUUCAUAGGCAUAUAGAAAAAAUGAUCAUCCAUAGCCUAGGCAAACCUACAUAGCACCUAAAAUGUUUGGGCUUCCAUUGCUGAUGUUUAGGCUACCACGAUAUGCGUAGAGUUGAUAGCAGAAGUUGAAGGGUUUUGCAACAGUUACAAUUGUAAAUUGAUUUGGAAAACAGAUGAUCGCUGAAAUCUGAAGAGGCAAGUGAAUGGAACAUUCAAACUUGAAUUUAGGGGUAUAAAUGGAAUUUUCAUUUUGAAUGAAUGUAUAGUGAAUGGUAAGUUUGGAACUUUACAUUUUGUCACUUUGAGGACUACCACUUUUUUCCCUUUAGACUUUUAGGAAUAGUUAAAUUUAAUGAUAGUCUAGCUGGUGGAUUUUUUAAAAUUAUCAAUUAAACAUUUCAGGUGCGGUAUGUGCAGCUGUAUGACUUGAGUAGGUUUGUUCAUCGGCUUAUAUAGUUGUGAAAGGCAUUCUUUUCCUGCAUAAUUUGAGAUGCCUGUUGAGGUGAAGACAGGAUAUGCUUAUUCCAGCUGCUGCUGCUUGCUGCAAGAGGUGUUAUGAGAAUAGAAAGCUUACAAACAAAUAGCAGUGACUCUGGUGACAGCUCUGGAUGCAGGCAGCAUAACAAUCAUUUACAGUAUAUUUUGAAAAACUGCAGGGUGCUCUAUUCAUUUAAAAUGCUAUGAUGUGAUAUAAUUCGCCAUUUCAAUUCUUUUUGGCUUUUGGAUGAGGUUUUUUUUUGCCUUGUAUGGCGAAAUAGUUGUCACUGAUUACUUGGCUCCAUGGAAUAGAGAAACAUCAUUCACAGGGUAGGGAAAUCUUGUGUUGAAGAUUCAAAACAUUUAUUUCUUUGAAAAAAUUGUGUGUGUGAGAGACAGAGAGAGAGAGAGGAGAGGCACACAUUUUCAUUGUCAUCUUCAUAUUCGUUGGUUCUAUGUAAAGCCCUGAAGCCCAAUUGAACCUUUUGU
Molecule: messenger RNA, 3495 nt
Organism: Malania oleifera
Lineage: Eukaryota; Viridiplantae; Streptophyta; Magnoliopsida; Santalales; Ximeniaceae
Product: hydroxyproline O-galactosyltransferase HPGT1-like
Exons: 11
Coding region: 145-1143 (332 amino acids)
Cellular component (GO): Golgi membrane
Molecular function (GO): hexosyltransferase activity
Source: RefSeq, a predicted model, not a curated record